AUGGAGUAUUCUUUUCUUCAAGACUUGAACAACGACAAUGAUAGUUGGAUGAUAAGGAUUAGAAUUUGUAGAAUAUGGGAGUCUACUAACACCAAGAAGAAUGAUGAAUUAAUUAGUUUAGACAUGAUUUUUAUUGAUGAGAAGGAAAAUGUUAUGCAUGCUACAAUUCGGAAGAUUUUUGUCUCCAAGUUUAAAAAUCUUUUGAGUGAGGGUUCUUUAUAUAGUGUGAAGAAUUUCAAGGUUAUUCCAAGUACAGGAGAGUAUAGGCCUGUUUCAACUGCGUACAAAAUUAUUUUUCAUCGUAAUACUUUAGUGAUGAAGUUAGAAGAAGGAAGCAUUAAGAUUCCGACUCAUGGAUUUCAAUUCAUAUCUCAAAAUUUGAUUGAUUCACGUGUUAAUGACCACACAAUCCUCUCAGAUGUUGUUGGAUGUUUAUGCGGUGUGGGAGACCUUGAAAUUGUUAGUGGAGAUUAUGUAGCAUCUUUAAUUGAGCGAUUUUCAACUGUCAUUAAUGGGGUGCAAGAUAUUGGAAGCUCAAAUGUGAAUAAGGUAUCACUUGAGGAAGAGAUGUUCAUCAAUCGAAUGAGCAUUAAAGAACUGCUAGAGGCUGAAUGGGAUGAUAAAUUGAAGGAAUACAAAGUUACUAUAAAGGCAAAGAUUAUUGGAAUAGAUACCACAUUUGGAUGGUACAAAAUUCAUAUAAAAGUAAAGGAUAAAAGUGGGGAGACAACUUUUGUCUUAUUCAAUGUUAUAGCUGAAAAAUUACUUGACACAUCAGUGAAGAAGCUAUUACCUACAAAUAACAAUGAUGUUCCUGCUGUGAUUCAAGCACUACGUGGAAAGGAUUUUGUCUACAAAUUAAGAUUGAAUGAUUAUAAUUUGAGAGAUGGAUAUGAAAAUUUCACCGUUUCUAAGAUUUUUGAGCCAAAUGAUAUAUUAGAGCAAGCACAUGAAUCGAAGAAGGAGAAGGAUUAUAAUUUGGAAGAUGAAGAUGUUGACGACACACAUGUUACUGGUGCUGGUGAAAGUAGAAAGAGAAAACUCCUCAUUCUUGAUGAUGAAGAUGAAGAAGCUGGUGAUAAUGUUGAAGAUGAAAAUAAUUAG
Molecule: messenger RNA, 1104 nt
Organism: Cannabis sativa
Lineage: Eukaryota; Viridiplantae; Streptophyta; Magnoliopsida; Rosales; Cannabaceae
Exons: 7
Coding region: 1-1104 (367 amino acids)
Source: RefSeq, a predicted model, not a curated record